Notothenia coriiceps (black rockcod) is the source of this 2855-nucleotide messenger RNA. RefSeq names its product RNA polymerase II elongation factor ELL-like. Gene Ontology annotation, molecular function: cis-regulatory region sequence-specific DNA binding. NCBI's taxonomy places the organism in Eukaryota, Metazoa, Chordata, Actinopteri, Perciformes, Nototheniidae. The transcript has 3 exons. The coding region runs from base 18 to 332 and encodes 104 amino acids. The record is from RefSeq and is a predicted model, not a curated record. Gene Ontology annotation, biological process: positive regulation of transcription elongation by RNA polymerase II; snRNA transcription by RNA polymerase II. Gene Ontology annotation, cellular component: transcription elongation factor complex.
UUCCUCCUAGGAAGUACAUGGUGAUCGGCUCUCCGGAGCAGCGUCAGAAGUAUAAAACCGAUUUCAACGCCGAGUACAGCGAGUACCGGGGUCUGCACGCUCGGAUAGAAGGCAUCACCAGGCAGUUCACGGUGCUCGACAACGAGCUCAAACAACUCAACCAAGGCACAGACAAGUACAAGACAAUCCAUAAUCAGAUACUUCAAGAGUAUCAUAAAAUAAAAAAGACUAAUCCAAACUAUAGCCAAGAGAAGAACCGCUGUGAAUAUCUACACAACAAACUGGCACAUAUAAAGAGACUUAUUGCCGAGUACGAUCAACAGCAGCUUUAGAAGUAGUUAUUGCACAGUGUUUACCUGUUGUCUCUGGAAACCACGCAGAUAAAGGAAAACUCUGGACUCCGUCUGUGCUAAAAAAAGUGUUCUCAUGAAAGAUGCCAUGAAAGGAGUAUUCCCCUCAUUGGGGCCAAAGGCUCUAAUGAGGAAUAAGCAGGACACACAAUCUUUUUCUCUCUUUAAUUUUAUUAUUUUUGUUUAUUUUUUGGAAGAUGGGGUUGUGCCUAGUGUGGCCAGGUCCGUCUGUGUAGUUACAAUGCAUUCAGAAAAAAAAGUUCUGUGUGGCUUUUGUUUUUCUCAACAGCCCACCUUGAGGUCUGAACGAGACAAACGUGGAAACGUUCCCACUUUCUCGGGAGAAAAUCCCCCAAAAUCUUUCCUGCUUUUGAAGGUGGGCGGGGGGGGGCAGGAUGUAUGCCAAAUGCGACUAAUUUGUUUUUGAGUAAUGAAAGGAUAACUCAGUUUCCCCCAUAUCGAAUGGUUAUGACGUUGGAGUCUCCGUUUUUGUUUUAUUUUUAUUUAUUUUUGACACUUAAAUGGGGGGGGAACGAAUUUUACACUCCUUCAUAUCAGUACUUAAAAGCUGUCUCUUCUUUUCUGUCCUCACAUCUUGAAUGUCCGCCAGUAUUUUAUUCAGAAGCUGCCUUGCUCAUCUAAUUGUCAAAUCUGUUGGCGUUUAAUAUAUGAUUUCUCUUUUAAAGAGAUGCAGAUAUACCUUGUUGAUUAAAUCAAGCAUCCAAAUGCACACAGUCGGACGCCUGUUUGUGCGCUCGGCUUUUCUUUUCUAAAAUAUUGUGCAGAUGUCUUAACAGAGGGGACGUGUGAGAAAGUGUCCCGUCACUCUUUAGCGGUUUCCUUCUCCGCACACUGUCCUCCUCACUCAGUCGUUACAAGCUGCAGUGCUUGUUCAUCGGUUACUACAGCGGUCUUUAGUAAUGGUUCAUAACAAUGCAUCAAUGGAAAUCUAUAAUCAGCUCUUAAUUGGUUGUCUUUCCACUUUAGGUCAUGAUGGCUUUUGUAGCAAUAUGAAUUAUCCGAAGAGUUUAUCGCCAGGCCUACUCUUCAUCAUGCUUCAGAAGAUCCUCGAAUUGUAAGAUGAUGCAGACAGGGGAGGCUUUUUUCUUUUCCUCUUUAAAAAGUGGUUUAUAUCCACAGAUUUGAUUUAUUUCCUAAGUUAGCAUUAUUGUCCCCUUUAGUUAUGUUGAAAUGGUGUUUACAGUUUCUUUAAAAAGAUCAUAAUUUUAGUUUUGUCUGCUCAUCGGCCCAUGUGAUAGUCCAUCGAGACGACUGUUAAGAUGAAGCCAUCCUCAAUCAUCCUCCGGGGGGUGGGGCGUACGCUCACCUGCGACCAGUUUUUGCCUUUUUCAAAUGUGAUGUCAGAUUUUCACGGACCUGAAAUCUAUUUCCUGGAUAAGCUCUAAGAAAUGCCGCGUCGAGACGUAUCCACUCGGCGUUUCCGAAAGAAAAAUUAGACCUGCUGUAUCAGAACUUCCCCUGAUGAGUCGAGUUUGGUCAGCGAGUGCAUUUCUGAUAUCGAUCUUUUUAUGUGAAUAUGAAAAAUCUGCACUUUUCUCCUGAUCUUGCUGUUACCUGGGGGUUUUGUCCAAAUGACACUUUUCUCUUUGUCCAUCAGAGUGCAUGCUUUAUGAAUGUGUUACAAUGAACAAGUCUUUGUAUCUUUACUUGAAGAAGAAAAAAAUAACUGCCCAAGGAUAUCAAAAGCCAAGCAAAGGCCUAGCCCAACUGAAUUCAGUUUGUAAUCAAUUCGACGUGGCUCUGACCAGCAUGUAUACCAAAGUGCUUACCGGGUGGGAUGAAACAAAAACGCUCUACCAAAUGUUGGCAAAGGAAACAUGUCGCAGUAUUCUCAACUUCCUGUUAUCAUUUCAAUGUUCAUCAUUUAUCACCCAGUGGACUUUUUCCUCAGUGUUUUUCUUGUGAGAAGUCAGAGGAGGCUCCUUUGCUUCUCAUGAGAUUUGCAUGACUGUACGGCAGGUUUCAGAUUAUAUCGCUCUCCUUUUGCAAACACUACAUUUAGGCCAAUGCUCCGAGACUCAUCACAACGAUGCUGCUGAGUCUGGAUCUGGGACUUAGUGUAUCUGGAAAGGUGUUAAGUUUGUAAAGGGGAAUGUCUUGUUACCAGAUGUAUCAUUGCCCAGUAUGGCAGUACAGACACUUUCCACCUCUCUUACUGUAUCUUUUCUUCUGUUACGGUCAAAAUCCAUUGUGAAUUAGUUCAUCAGUAAAAAAACGUUUUGCACCACAGCAAACUGUUUAAGAGUAACGAUAUGCCAGCACAGGAGUACCGUUGUAUGAGUUGAUUGUGCCAAAAUGACCUGUUGUAUAGGUUUUUUCCUUUUCUUUUUCUUUGAGUAUAUACAUGCUGCUGUAUAAGCAACGAGGGCUUUGGAGAAGAGUCGUGAAAUGUUGGCGCUAAAACCCAAAGCACGCCUUUUUUGAAAAACCAUAAGGGACUGGGACUGAAAUUGAUCUUUGUUUCAAUAAAAAUUCUUUAAAAUC